Molecule: messenger RNA, 1779 nt
Organism: Menidia menidia (Atlantic silverside)
Lineage: Eukaryota; Metazoa; Chordata; Actinopteri; Atheriniformes; Atherinopsidae
Source: the annotation of a GenBank genome assembly
AUUUGCUGCAGGAUUUGUUGAAAACCUUUCACUAUUUUCACUUAAAAGUCAACCAAUAUUUAUUUACUGCUAACUCUAAACGUAUAAAGUGCUAAUUUAAGCACUUAAAUCUGCAUUAUGUAAGUCAUUUACGGCACUGUGUAGCCUGAGAAGUCAAACGGAGGAUUAAAGACAACACACUUAAAGACUCCACUCCACGUCAACUUCCGCCAGAGCCAGACUGCACCGAGCUCAGCUGUCUGCACCUUGGAGUUGAGGACAAGAAGAGGAUAAACCAAUUCUCUCCGUAGUAGUUUGUUUGUGAAUUUAACUUCACUGCUCGCUGCAACCUACCAGGAUGAAUGUGGGUGUGGCACACAGCGAGGUGAACCCAAACACUCGAGUGAUGAACAGUCGAGGGAUUUGGCUGACCUAUGCGCUAGGAGUUUGUAUACUCCAUGUUGUGCUUCUGAGCAUCCCCUUCUUCAGCGUGCCCGUGGUGUGGACCCUAACCAACGUCAUACACAACUUAGGAAUGUACGUCUUCAUGCAUGCAGUGAAAGGUACCCCGUUUGAGACGCCGGACCAGGGAAAGGCCAGACUCCUCACUCACUGGGAGCAGCUCGACUAUGGCGUGCAGUUCACCUCAUCUAGAAAGUUCUUCACCAUUUCCCCAAUUAUUCUAUACUUCCUGGCAAGUUUCUACACCAAAUAUGACACAACGCACUUUGUUAUCAACACUGCCUCACUUUUGAGCGUCCUGAUCCCCAAACUGCCACAGCUGCACGGAGUGAGGAUUUUUGGCAUCAACAAGUAUUAAUUUAUUGUAAAUGCUCUGCCUCUGGGCAGUAGGAGCUAAUUCCCGGGUAGUGUGUACCAGUUCACACAGUCUGUGUGAGGGCCACCGUUUCAUACACACACACUUUCUACAUACGUACGUGUGUAUUAUAAAUAGGAGUUUAUAGAAGACAGCAUGCCAUAUGCAUUAGCUAACUUAAGUAUUUAAUUAUGUGUUUUUGACCUGCUUGGACCUGGGCUGGCCUAGGCAUCAGUGAAGCUUUUGGUUUAAUUUGUUUUCCUUCCUUUUUGCCCUCUGUUCACACAUCGGCAUAACCUCGAAGUAUUGUAGUCACACGGAUGUUCCAGUGAAAGAUGUUUACUUUCUAAAGGUAGGAGCCUGUGGCUCAAUCUUUAUUGGUACUCAUUUUCAAAUGGGUGUCAAAAAGCUAAGCUGUGUGAAGAAUAGAAUCGUAUUCUUAACGUGCGUGAUUUCCUUGAUAUGUGAAUUUAUUGGUCAUUUGUAUUUCAAUCAGAAAGACGGAGACGGGCUUGUUUCGGUGUCGUUUUUGUGGAUGUGUGUAGGAAUAGGACGUGUUGUGAGGAUAAGUGUUUACUGACAGAGGUGUUGUUUUGUGAUUCAGCUUUAUGUAGCUGCUCCCUUAAAGUGACCUUUCGCUAUAAUCAAAGCAGCCAGUUCUGCUUCGGUUUGUCACAGCUAAUAGUGUUCUUUUUUUUUUUUUUAUCCCAUUAAAUACGUUUUUGCCCUCGCAUCUUAUUCCAUCUCAUUACUGGUUUUUGGAUUAGCAAAAGCAAUUGUUUAGUUUUGGAUUUUUCUGAUUCGUUGCUCAAAUGAAAAAUGAAAAUGCAAAUCUGAGGAUUGGGACUGUCCGAGGACUGAAACGGGAUUCAAAGAAGUUUUACAAAACGCAAACAGAUGUAUGUGUGAUUUUUAGCGGAGUGGUUUAAAGCUGAAUAUCUCAUCCCAGGUGACAAAUCCUCAUUUUUAACAUGAAUCCACGG